GCGGAUCUCAGUUUCCUGUUUUAUUUAUCCAUGACCAUGAGCCGACGAAGUGGAUAGAGCUAUUCUUGUGAUCGGUGAUGUACGACCUUUUGUUUCUUUGCGAAUCUUGAACCAGUAUCAAUCGCAGGCAGAGCUUUCUGGCACCAUGCGACAUCUUGGUUCCGUUCCAAAGAUCCAAGCUCCCCACCCUUCCUCAUGGUCAUGGCGGCACCUCGUGUUCUAGUUCUGCCUUACCCCGCCCAGGGCCAUGUCAUCCCUAUGAUGGAGCUCUCCCACUGCCUCAUCGAGCACGGCGUCAAGGUCACCUUCGUCAACACCGAGGUAAACCACCGUCUCAUUCUUGGUGCCUUGGCGACCGGAGACAAAGAACUCGGCGGGGUCGACAUGGUGUCCAUACCGGACGGCCUGGGCACCGGCGAAGACCGGAAGGACCUCGGCCGUCUCACCGACUCGUUCUCCAAGGUCAUGCCCGGCGAGCUGGAGAAGCUCAUUACAAGCAUCAACGCCGAUGGACGAGAGCGCGAGAAGGUCAGCUGGUUGAUCGCCGACGUGAACAUGGCGUGGGCCUUCCCUGUGGCGAAGAAGCACGGCCUCCGAACCGCCGGGUUCUGCCCAUCGUCGGCGGCGAUGUUCGCGAUGAGGAUCAGAAUUCCUGAGAUGAUAAGCGACGGCGUUCUUGACGAGAGAGGCUGGCCCAAGCGGCGCGGCGCGUUCCAGUUGGCUCCGGCGAUGCCGGCCAUCGACACUUCGGAGUUCUCGUGGAACCGUGCCGCCGACGCCAAGGGGAAGCCGAUCAUCUUUCAGCUGAUCCUCCGGAACAACGCGGCCACGCACCUCGCCGAGACCAUCGUCUGCAACUCCAUCCAAGAGCUGGAGCCCGGAGCCUUGGCGCUCGUCCCCGACGUCUUCCCCGUGGGCCCGCUCUCCUCCGACAAACCGGUCGGCUGCUUCUGGGCCGAAGACGCCUCCUGCCCCGCGUGGCUGGACGCGCAGCCGGCCAGCUCCGUCGUGUACGUCGCGUUCGGCAGCCUCGCCGCCUACGGCGCCGCGCAGCUAGUCGAGCUGGCCGAGGGGCUGCUGCUGACCUCCCGGCCGUUCCUGUGGGUGGUCAGGCCGGGGUCGACGGGCGAGCAGCACCUUGAGCAGCUCCGCCGCCGCGCCGCGCCGCGCGGGCGCGUGGUGAGCUGGUGCCCGCAGCAGAACGUGCUGGCGCACCACGCGGUCGCCUGCUUCCUGACGCACUGCGGCUGGAACUCGACGAUGGAGGCGGUGCGGAACGGCGUGCCCCUCCUGUGCUGGCCGUAUUUCACCGACCAGUUUCUGAACCAGAGCUACAUCUGCGACGUGUGGAGGACGGGACUGAAGGUUCCAUUGCCGCCAGGGGCGGCGCACGGAACGGGACUCGUGGGGAGAGACGUUGUUCGGGACAAGAUCGAGGAGCUGCUCCGUGACAGUGAGACGAAGGCGAGGGCGCUCGCGCUGCGGGACCUCGCCAGUCGGGCAGUCGGCGAUGGAGGUUCGUCGCGCCGGAAUCUCAGGCAGUUCUUGGGCCUUGUGCGAGGAUCGGAGAGCUAAAGCUGCAAUUUUGGGGCUACUGUUGUGUUUGCGAAUCGCGAUGCCAGGACAAAGGUCUGCACCGUGAAAAAUCCUGUUUCGAUGUUCUGAAAAAUUAAAAAACAUGUAUAAUAUAUCCUGACAGGAAUCACUAC
Molecule: messenger RNA, 1709 nt
Organism: Zea mays
Lineage: Eukaryota; Viridiplantae; Streptophyta; Magnoliopsida; Poales; Poaceae
Exons: 1
Coding region: 196-1575 (459 amino acids)
Molecular function (GO): quercetin 3-O-glucosyltransferase activity; quercetin 7-O-glucosyltransferase activity
Source: RefSeq, marked validated